GGAGGAUGAUGCACCUGGAAGCAAACAUCUUUCUAACAUCUAACAACUAUUUCACAACUCGGUGACAUCUUGAGGUACCUCCAGGUGCCUACAAAUCUCGUGCAUUCCUUACAGCAGUUUCGAAUCUACUGAGCCAUGUUUGUCCUCAGAAAUGUGGGAAAGCUGAUAUUUGGCGAUACUUCGAAAGAAUCUCUCGUCGAAUUACCCCAAGGACAACUCUAUCUUGUCCGCCCACUUUCCCCCAAGGGAUACUCCGAGCUCAUUUUCAAAGACGCGGCGGCGAGAAUUCGUCGGACCAAUCAAGAAUUUCAAUAUCAACUCGUCGUACAACGCGCAUACGAGGAGGGUGAAGAGGAGCUGUUGGACGACGAGGACGGAGAAGACGCCGAGAUUGCUGCCUUGGGCGCUGAACGAGACGAGAAGACAUUCCUCCUCGACGAAGGUUUACAUUUCAGAUCAGAGAUUCGAGAGGGCGGAGAGAAAGUGUUGGCCUGGAGAGACUUGAGCGGGGACGUCGGCGAUCUCUACGAAUUUGUUUGCGACAACUCGAUCGGAAACGCCGAAGUAGAAGCUUUUGAGUUGAUCGCAGUCCAAUGUCAAUACGAACGAAAGCAUAGGAAGGGCCACCAAACCGCGACUGUUGAGGACCUUGCACAAUUUGCUUUUGACAGCGAACAGCCAAUUCCAAGCGCGAGUCCGACUCAUAGUCCCGAAACCUCGUCACCUGUCAACACGAUGCCGCCACCAUCGCGAAACACGGCCAAUUCGGCACUAAAGAGAGAAAGUACCCCGACGAAGCCUCGCAAAGCUUCUGUGAAAGAAGAUGUCCCUACGGAAGCUCCACCUGUUCUCACACAUCCAGUGGCACAUUCUAUUCUUGCCAACGAACUUGCAGAACUCCACCUUUUCGACUUCCAGUCGGGAGCAUUCAUCUUACAAGACUCCAAUGUCACCGCUGUUGUUUCAGAAGUGGGAAAAUGGAAGUACUGGCUUCAAAUUUCGAGUGACGAUAGAGAUUGGCUUGGUCAAGAAGUUAUCGCCGACAUCAAUCCAGUAUUCAACUUCGAAUACUUGUCCUUUAUCUUCAACGCAUACACUCCAAACGGAGAUGCAUAUUCAUGGCUUCUUCGAUUCAAGAAUCAGGAGACCGAGACACGGUUUCAAGAAGGUUUGAUGCAAGCACUUUGGGAGCAGUUGAACGAGAUCAAAUGGAACAAGAGCAAGGAAGAUGAACGCGACUAUGUCCUCGAGGCAUUCCAGGACCUGGCAAUGGAUGAUGCGCCGGAGGAAGAGGAAGAAGAGGAAGUUGAGGAGGAAGUGAUUGAAGAUGACGGACAAAAGAGCGAGCACUACGACAGCGAUGAAGACGAAGAUGAUGUGGUUACCAAAGAUGACGACGGAAAUGUCAACUCGCAAUUAGCAGUGGGCUACAAGCACGAUCGGUCAUUCGUGGUUCGAGGAUCCAAAAUUGGCGUGUUCAAACACACUCCAAACAACAAUCUCGAGUUUUCUACCAAUAUUUCGAAAGUUGAGACACCCAAUGGAAAGCUGUUCAGUCCAAAGAAAGUCAUGCUUCAUGCCGAGGAUACGAACAUGAUUCUACAGAACGAGGCCGACCCGAAUUCGCUUUACCGGAUGGACUUGGAGUAUGGCAAGAUUGUUGAUGAAUGGAAAGUUCACGAUGAUAUCCCCGUGAACACUUUCGCUCCAGAGAGCAAAUUUGCACAAAUGUCUGGUGAACAAACAUUCCUCGGGUUGUCACGAAAUGCACUUUAUCGGAUCGAUCCUCGCCUGGCUGGCAACAAGCUUGUUGAUUCGGAGCUCAAGCAGUACGUAUCGAAGAACGACUUUUCAGCUGCUGCCACCACCGAGAAGGGCUACAUCGCAGUUGCAAGCAAUAAAGGUGAUAUUCGCAUGUUCGACCGACUUGGCAUCAAUGCGAAAACUCACAUUCCCGCUCUUGGUGAGCCAAUCAUUGGUCUCGAUGUCAGCGCGGAUGGUCGCUGGGUUCUUGCUACUUGCCGCACAUAUCUCCUGCUUAUUGAUGCUCUGCAAAAGGACGGCAAGAACGAAGGGAAACUUGGUUUCGAGAAGUCUUUCGGGAAGGACUCGAAGCCACAGCCUCGGCGUCUUGGUCUUACUCCAUCUCACGUGGCACAAUUCCAGCACGAAACCGGAGCGGCAUUAUCCUUCACCCCCGCACGAUUCAACACUGGAGAAGGCUUGUCCGAGACCUCCAUCAUUACUGCGACCGGACCAUUUAUUGUCACAUGGAACAUGAAGAAGGUUCUUCGUGGCAGCAAGGAUCCGUACAGCAUCAAGCGCUAUGCCGAAGAGGUCAAGGCAGACAACUUCAAAUAUGGAAGUGACAAGAACGUCAUUGUCGCUCUGCCAAAUGAAGUCAACAUGGUCGCCAAACAGUCUUUCAAGAAGCCUACCAGAGAGAGCAUCGCCACACCAGUCCGUAUCGGUGGUGGAAGCUUUGGUGGAAGAAGAAGUGAUGCUGGUCGUGUUGGCACCAGAGAAAGUGGCAGAUACAAGCUGGGCAAGGAGGAUGUUGUUAAUUCUCCUUACUGAUUUUAUUGGUCUUUCGAUAAUGACUCUAUCAUGGGGGAUCGUGGGUCUUUGAUGGUGGCGUUCUGGUUUGUGUUACUUCCUGGAGGAAACGGACUGGGUUAGGCAGGGCGACUUUUGUUUACACGCCUGCCUGAGUCGAGCGAAGCGUAACAGUGCAGCUGGACUUGUCAGCUUUUGAUUGCACUAUCAUGUAUGUAGCAAAAAUACCAAUACCCAUACUUUUUUUUUUCCUGUCGAAGAUGAUUCCCUAUCAUUCCUGUGCAGUCAGAACAGGCAGUAGUAAUCAGGAGUUCUCAUAUUACUUCUAAUUAUGGCCAAUAUAUAUAUGUAAUGG
Cadophora gregata is the source of this 2911-nucleotide messenger RNA. RefSeq lists its product as uncharacterized. Gene Ontology annotation, cellular component: nucleus; cytoplasm. The record is from RefSeq and is a predicted model, not a curated record. The coding region runs from base 136 to 2577 and encodes 813 amino acids. NCBI's taxonomy places the organism in Eukaryota, Fungi, Ascomycota, Leotiomycetes, Helotiales, Ploettnerulaceae. The transcript is spliced from 2 exons.